GUAGCUGCUGGGGCGGCGGCGGCGGCGGCGGCUUGGCCGGGCGUCCGCGGGCCGUGGGGGAUGGGGGCGGCGAGCUCCAGCCCUCGGCGGAGGCGGCGGCGGCCGUGAGUGUUGGGCGGGCGUCCGCGUCCAGGACGCGGGAUGGAGCGCCGCGGAUUUCAGUUUUUCUGACUGUUCUGUGAAAGGAUGAUUGCUCACAAACAGAAAAAGACAAAGAAAAAACGUGUUUUGUCAUCAGGCCAACUCUCUACCGAUGUUACAGCUCCUGAAAUGGGGCUCAAGUCCAUAAGUUCCAAUUCCAUUUUUGAUCCGGAUUACAUCAAGGAGUUGGUGAAUGAUAUCAGGAAGUUCUCGCAUAUGUUACUAUAUUUGAAAGAAGCUAUUCUUUCAGAUUGCUUUAAAGAAGUCAUUCAUAUACGUCUGGAUGAACUCCUCCGUGUUUUAAAAUCUGUAAUGAAUAAACAUCAGAACCUCAAUUCUGUUGAUCUUCAAAAUGCUGCAGAAAUGCUUACUGCAAAAGUAAAAGCUGUGAACUUCACAGAAGUUAAUGAAGAAAAUAAAAACGAUCUCUUCAAAGAAGUAUUUUCUUCCAUUGAAACCUUGGCCUUUACCUUUGGGAAUAUCCUGACAAACUUCCUUAUGGGAGAUGUAGGCAAUGAUUCAUUAUUGCGGCUGCCUGUUUCUCGGGAAAGCAAGUCUUUUGAAAAUGUUUCUGUGGAAUCGGUGGACUCAUCUAAUGAAAAAGGAAAUUUUUCUCCCAUAGAGCUAGACAGCGUGCUAUUAAAGAACACUGAUUCUGUAGAAUUGGCUUUGUCUUAUGCUAAAACGUGGUCAAAAUAUACCAAGAACAUAGUUUCAUGGGUUGAGAAGAAGCUUAACUUGGAAUUGGAGUCCACUAGAAAUAUUGUCAAGUUGGCAGAGGCAACUAGAAGUAACAUUGGAAUGCAGGAGUUUAUGCCAUUGCAGUCUCUAUUUACCAGUGCUCUUCUUAGUGAUAUCAAAAACAGUCACCUUUUGCAACAAACAAUCGCAGCACUCCAAGCCAACAAAUUUGUGCAGCCUCUACUUGGGAGGAAAAAUGAAAUGGAAAAACAAAGGAAAGAAAUAAAAGAACUUUGGAAACAGGAACAAAAUAAAAUGCUUGAAACAGAGACUGCUCUUAAAAAGGCAAAACUGUUAUGCAUGCAACGUCAGGAUGAGUACGAAAAAGCAAAAUCUUCCAUGUUUCGUGCAGAAGAGGAGCAUCUGUGCUCAAGUGGUGGAGUAGUCAAAAAUCUCAACAAGCAGCUAGAAAAAAAGCGAAGGUUGGAAGAGGAGGCUCUUCAAAAAGUAGAAGAAGCAAAUGAACUCUACAAAGUUUGUGUGACAAAUGUUGAAGAGAGACGAAAUGAUCUAGAAAAUACCAAAAGAGAAAUUUUAACACAACUCCAGAAACUUGUUUUUCAGUGUGAUCUUACCCUUAAAGCUGUAACAGUUAACCUCUUCCAGAUGCAACACCUACAGGCAGCCUCCCUUGCAAGCAAUUUACAGUCUCUCUGUGACAGCGCCAAACUCUAUGACCCAGGCCAGGAGUACAGUGAGUUUGUCAAGGCCACAAAUUCAACUGAAGAAGAAAAAGUUGAUGGGAAUGUAAAUAAGCAGUUAAAUAGUCCUCACACUUCUGGAUACGGACCCAGCGACUCGUUAGAAGAUGUAGUGCGCCUUGCUGACCCCUCUAGUAAGAUUGAAGAGGACAGAUGCUCCAAUAGUGCUGAUGUAACAGGUCCUUCUUUUAUAAGGUCAUGGACAUUUGGGAUGUUUAGUGACUCUGAGAGCACUGGUGGAAGCAGUGAAUCUAGAUCUCUGGAUUCUGAAUCUAUAAGUCCAGGAGACUUUCAUCGAAAACUUCCACGAACUCCAUCCAGUGGAACCAUGUCUUCUGCCGAUGAUUUAGAUGAGAGAGAGCCACCUUCCCCUUCAGAAGCUGGACCCAAUUCCCUUGGAACAUUUAAGAAAACAUUGAUGUCAAAGGCAGCUCUCACUCACAAGUUUCGAAAAUUAAGGUCCCCCACAAAAUGUAGGGAUUGUGAAGGCAUUGUAGUAUUCCAAGGUGUUGAAUGUGAAGAGUGUCUCCUUGUUUGUCACCGAAAGUGUUUGGAAAAUUUAGUCAUCAUUUGUGGUCAUCAGAAACUUCCAGGGAAAAUACACUUAUUUGGAGCAGAAUUCACACAAGUUGCAAAAAAGGAAUCAGAUGGCAUCCCAUUUAUACUCAAAAUAUGUGCUUCAGAGAUUGAACACAGAGCCUUGUGUCUACAGGGAAUUUAUCGUGUAUGUGGAAACAAAAUAAAAACUGAAAAACUGUGUCAAGCCUUGGAAAAUGGAAUGCACUUGGUAGACAUUUCAGAAUUUAGUUCACAUGACAUCUGUGACGUCUUGAAAUUAUACCUUCGACAGCUCCCAGAACCAUUCAUUUUAUUCAGAUUGUACAAAGAAUUUAUAGACCUUGCAAAAGAGAUCCAACAUGUAAAUGAAGAACAGGAGUCAAAAAAGGAUAACUCCGAGGACAAAAAAUGGCCGAGUAUAUGUAUAGAAAUAAACCGAAUUCUUAUAAAAAGCAAGGACCUCCUAAGACAACUGCCAGUGUCAAAUUUUAACAGUCUUCAUUACCUCAUAGUUCAUCUUAAGCGAGUCGUGGAUCAUGCAGAAGAAAACAAAAUGAACUCCAAAAAUUUGGGGGUGAUAUUUGGCCCAAGUCUCAUUAGGCCAAGGCCCACAACAGCACCUGUCACCAUCUCCUCUCUUGCUGAAUACUCAAAUCAAGCACGGUUGGUAGAGUUCCUCAUUACUUACUCACAGAAGAUCUUCGAUGGGUCCCUGCAGCCACAAGAUGUAGUUGUGUGUAGUAUAGGUGGUGUUGCAUCUCAUGUUGAUCAAGGCUGUCUUCCAAAGCCUCUAUUGUCACCAGAAGAAAGAGACCCAGAACAUUCUACGAAGCCACUGUUUUUCUCUUCAAAGGAAGAUAUGCAUACUGUGGGUAGUGAAACCAAAAGUUUUGAGCCAGCUACAUCAUUUGAGGAAUCAGAACGAAAGCAAAACGCAUUAGAAAAAUGUGAUGCAUGUCUCACCGACAACAAAGUGGGUUUGCUUAUAGACCUAGAGCUUGAAUCAGCAUCACAGAAGAUGGACGAUGUUUGUAAAACCUCCAAGCCACUUAAUCUGAAAUCAGAUAGGGAAGCAAACAGUGUUGAAAGGCAUGCUCCAAGGACCAAGAUGAGACCUGUAAGUUUGCCUGUAGAUAGACUACUUCUUCUGGCAAGCCCUCCAAAUGAGAGAAAUGGCAGAAAUAUGGGGACUGUAAAUUCCGACAAGUUUUGCAGGAAUCCUACCUUUGAAGGAGUUAGUAAGAAAGAUACUCCUUCUGUUGGUUGUUCCAAAUUGGAUGGCUCUGAGCAGUCAACUCUACAAAGCCCUUGGGAGCAACAAUGGGAACAAAAUGGCCUAACUGUAAAGACUGCAGUGACUGUGCCCAGUGCACUCCAGGACAGAGGACUGACAACGAGCCCCAGGAUCACUGGGGGCCACCCAGUCAGUGCCGCCCAGCCCAGUAAGCCAUACUCAGAAUCAGUGAGGCCAGUGAGACAGGUGUCUGGGAGACGGUCCUCUGAUUCCUGUCCUCCUGCUCCUGUCCGAGCGCCCAGAACACUGCAGCCGCAGCAUUGGACAACGUUUUAUAAACCACGUGCUCCCAUGGGUGGUGUGAAAGGGGAUGAGGAGAAAGCUGCAGCACCCUCCCCAGCACCGCCUCCCAGCACAACUCCCACCCCCCAGGGGCACGCGCUAAGAACAGUGCCAGACUCUGAAAACGCUCCAGCUGCCCCCACACAGCCCACCAGGAAGCCUAAAGAGAGCCCUGAGGAGCGGGACUUGCCUGAUGUGCUGCCAGCAUGUCAGAGACCAAGGCUAAAACGAAUGCAACAAUUCGAAGACCUUGAAGAUGAAAUCCCACAGUUUGUGUAGGGUUGUCAGAAUUCAGCUUUUCUCUUUUUGUUGUUUUGUUUUGUGGUAUUAUGUUUUGUGAAAGAAACUUUUGACAGGGCCCCUUUUGUAUAGUAUGCCAAAUCAUGGAUUUUGCUAUUUGUCGUCAUAUUACAUUAUACUGUGUUGGUUAUGUCGAAUGGUAGAUUGUUUUGAUAGGGCCCCAUCUGUGCCUCACUGGAAUUAUAUGUAUUUUUAAAGUUGUGAAUAAAUAGGUGGACUCAUGUUUUUUAAAGUUCAGUUGAUUUUUCCCAUAAAAUGGUUCAUUUAAAUGCAUCCCUAAUAUAUGAUAUAGUUCUCAACUAACAGGUGCAAUUGGGGAAAAUCAGCUUUAUUUUUUGAAGUGAAACUAUGUUGCUUAUUUAUAAAAGAAAUAUUUCUGAAUGCAAGUGCCUGAAAGAUCUUUGUUUGGUAGGAUUGUUUUGUUCACACAAUUUUAUAGUGUGUCUUCGACCAUUUGUAUGGUAUAUAUGUAACCUUUUAUUUUUCAGUUGGCAGUUCACUUUUUAAUAUUUACAUAAUGGCCAAAAGGCUUGCAAAUCUCUAUUUAAUUGCAUUUUGGUUAAUUGUCAGAUUUUCCAUGUGGUAGUCAAUUGAAUUGUACAAAGAAAGUGCACUUAAGCUUGUUUCUAAAUUACAUAGUUCAGCUAUGCCUUAUUUGGCUUUAGAUGGUUUUAAUACAUUUAAUAUUUUUUUUUACCUCUUGGCUUUGUUCUGCAUAAACUUUUGUUGUUCAACAGUUCUGAACCUUUUGGUAUUUUAUAUAAUGGUCCAAAAAUGUUUUAAAAUUCAAUGCAUUUCCUCUUCAUAUUGUCUGUUUUUUUUUUUUUUUAAACCACUCCUUUGGUAUGAAAUGUUUUCGCUUUUAAGUAAUUCUAUGUACUUUUUCUACCAGGACUUUUAACCGUUGACGAUGUAUGUUUCAUCCAAAUCAUGCAGAGAUUUAUUUAAGUUGAUUCUAAGAGUAUAGUUCGAUAAGGAUCAUUGUUUGGAACUUGAGAGAAGGUGUAGAUGAUUGGACAGAUGUAUUUCAUUUAUCAAAUUCUCAGUUUUUAGAACUAGUACAGUCCUGUUAUUUUCUGGGUUUCAUUAUUUUGCCUAAAAUAGGGUAUAAAAGGGACUAAAAAAGUAAAA
Molecule: messenger RNA, 5148 nt
Organism: Prionailurus viverrinus (fishing cat)
Lineage: Eukaryota; Metazoa; Chordata; Mammalia; Carnivora; Felidae
Gene: ARHGAP29
Product: Rho GTPase activating protein 29
Exons: 23
Coding region: 187-3996 (1269 amino acids)
Biological process (GO): signal transduction; activation of GTPase activity
Cellular component (GO): cytoplasm
Molecular function (GO): GTPase activator activity
Source: RefSeq, a predicted model, not a curated record